This is a messenger RNA of Ogataea angusta, 1263 nucleotides long. RefSeq lists its product as uncharacterized. The record is from RefSeq and is a predicted model, not a curated record. NCBI's taxonomy places the organism in Eukaryota, Fungi, Ascomycota, Pichiomycetes, Pichiales, Pichiaceae. The coding region runs from base 1 to 1263 and encodes 420 amino acids. The transcript has a single exon. Gene Ontology annotation, biological process: regulation of DNA-templated transcription. Gene Ontology annotation, molecular function: DNA-binding transcription factor activity, RNA polymerase II-specific; zinc ion binding.
AUGCCUCUCUCGUCCACAUUGUCGUCGCCCGACCGGUACGGCGACAGAAAAGCCCAGCAGCAGAAGAAGAAAAGAGUCGGCAAGGCUUGCGACUCGUGCAGACUCAAGAAGACCAAGUGCUCAGGAAAACAGCCUUGCGAGAAGUGUCAGGCAGACAACAAGAUCUGUAUCUAUACCGAGCGUAAAAAGAGCCGGGAUAAAAGUUACUCCUAUGAUUACGUCGAGCUGAUCGAAAAGAGACUGCGCAUAGUCAACAAGGCUUUGAUAAAUCUCUCGGAAAUGGUGAAGCUCAAUAAAACCGCAGAGUUGCAACAAUUUGCGCAAAAUAUCACGUACAACGAGUACGACGAGGGUGUUCCAAUAUCCAUCAACCAGGCCAUUUCGCUGCUCGUUGACAAGUCGGACGUUGUAGACCAUUCUGACAGCGAGACGAACCACGAUCAAUUGCAGGGCCGCGUCCCGCAGACCGAGUCUCAGGAUAGCGCUCUUGAAGAGUCUUCGGAGUCAACUGUUCCUCAGCCGGCAGUCAAGAGGGAGGAGCUCUCCACGAGCUUCAUCCCAUAUUCCUCGCCAGAUUCGCUUACGCCAAGAUCGGACGAUCCGUUCUCGCCUCUUCCCCAGAACGACUUCAGCACGGAAUUUAUGUUUGAACAGCAGACGAAUUCGACGCGUCUCGAUGACAUAAAAGAGGAAAAGAGCGACGAUUUUUUCAGCCAGAUGAGUCCUAUGCCUACGAGUCUUAUGAUGGACGCAGACCAGCCUCCUGUGGAAAACGAGUCCUUCGAUAACUACAGCUCGAUGACCCCCGCGCAGUUUGAUAUUAGCGGAUUCAAAUCUGGGGCGGGCUUAGCAGCUGCAGCCGUCAAUGGCCUUCUGGGCCGCUCGCAAGCCUCUGGCUCCGGUUCCGGAUUUAUGAUGUCUGACUUCGAUCUUAAUUCCCCAGCAUCGAUGCUGGCCACCUCGCCCGAUUCCUACAACUCCAAGACGGUCAUUCCUGCUUCGAUGAACCUUUCGCGCAACGACAGCUCGUACUCGUCCUACUUUGGAGAGGACUCCUACCUUGACUCCGCACAUCCCCCAAGCAACCUGCAAAGAUCUGCAUCUACGAGGUCCACAGAUAGCGGAAACAGAAAGCACGGAACGUUGCAUAGAAACCACCAUUCGUACUCGCAGCACCCUCAUCCAUACAAGAAGACAACACACUCUGUUGACGGUGCCCUUGUCUCCCCGACUCUGAAGGAUGAGCUCCUCGGAAUAAACUAA